UCAUUAAGUGAUGAGGAGAACAAAAGAAUAUUUGGAAAAUGCAACAAUCCUAAUGGCCAUGGUCAUAACUACACAGUUGAAGUGACAGUUCGUGGAAAGAUUGACAGAAGCACAGGAAUGGUAAUGAACCUUACUGAUCUGAAGGAGUAUAUCGAGGAGGCCAUCAUGAAACCUCUUGACCAUAAAAAUCUGGAUCUGGAUGUGCCGUAUUUUGCUGAUGUUGUCAGCACCACAGAAAACCUGUCAGUGUUUAUUUGGGACAGUAUGGUGAAGCUUCUCCCGCCCGACAGCCUGUAUGAGAUCAAAAUAUAUGAAACGGACAAAAAUAUUGUGGUGUACAGAGGUGAAUAGAGUAUGAGAAGCUUGUGUUCAUGCGGCGACUCUCAGUACAGCAGCGAACAGUGAUUGAUUUCAAGAAAGUAUAUUAGGUGAGAGCGGCACCUGCUGCGUUUCACUACACAAUGGGAUUAAUGUAAGUCACUGGGAAUUUGGCUCAGCUGUCCAGCAUGCGAGAGACUGAUCCUAUUACACAGAGAUUACACACACGCACACACAAAAUCUUUUUCCAAAUUAAUUAGCAGCCUUCCCCUCAGCGCCCGUCGU
This is a messenger RNA of Sinocyclocheilus rhinocerous, 603 nucleotides long. It is a transcript of the gene pts, whose product is annotated as 6-pyruvoyltetrahydropterin synthase. Gene Ontology annotation, molecular function: 6-pyruvoyltetrahydropterin synthase activity. NCBI's taxonomy places the organism in Eukaryota, Metazoa, Chordata, Actinopteri, Cypriniformes, Cyprinidae. The record is from RefSeq and is a predicted model, not a curated record. The annotation marks the transcript as partial. Gene Ontology annotation, biological process: tetrahydrobiopterin biosynthetic process. The transcript has 5 exons. Gene Ontology annotation, cellular component: mitochondrion.